AUGAAUGCUACAUUUGAGGAAUUGCUUUCCAAGGUUUCCACAGCGACGAAGAACGGGAACGCAAUCAGCAAGGCUUACGAAAAGGCCAUGAAAGCCGGUUUGGAAGACGAUGAGUUCGGAGACUGUAUAAACAAAAUCCUUUCACUUCUGGAGGAAUUCACAAUUGAAGCAGAACAUGCUAGGGAGAUGGAGGCAAAGCUCCGACACCAGUCUACGAAGACGCACCCCACCUUCAUUCGAGAUGUUAUGAAGGCGGAGGAUAUCGCCAAGAGUGCCGUCCGGAAAUCAACAACGGCGAGGGUGCGAAUGGAGGCGACCGUUGCUAGAGCUUACGAGAGGAAGAAAGCAAGGGAUGAUGCGGCAUUGGAAAGGCAAAAAGCAGAGAAAGAAAAAGCAGGAGCUGUAGGGAGCAGUGCAUGA
Molecule: messenger RNA, 420 nt
Organism: Microthlaspi erraticum
Lineage: Eukaryota; Viridiplantae; Streptophyta; Magnoliopsida; Brassicales; Brassicaceae
Source: the annotation of a GenBank genome assembly